This is a messenger RNA of Caenorhabditis remanei, 1056 nucleotides long. RefSeq lists its product as uncharacterized. Lineage: Eukaryota; Metazoa; Nematoda; Chromadorea; Rhabditida; Rhabditidae. The transcript has 4 exons. Gene Ontology annotation, biological process: peptidyl-serine phosphorylation; signal transduction. Gene Ontology annotation, molecular function: ATP binding; protein serine/threonine kinase activity. The record is from RefSeq and is a predicted model, not a curated record. Gene Ontology annotation, cellular component: nucleus; cytoplasm. The coding region runs from base 1 to 1056 and encodes 351 amino acids.
AUGGAAGAAAUUCAAGCGAUCACCGAAGGAAAAAUAAUCGCUAAGCGAUGGAAAGUGGUCGAAAAACUCGGUGAAGGUGGAAUGGGAGCUGUUUUCAAAGUUCGUGACCUCACUCGUUUUCAAACAUAUGCAGCAAUGAAAGUAGAAGGAGACGUUUCUGAUGGCGGCGUUUUGAAACUCGAAGCUUAUCUUCUCAAAGCUUUAGCUCCAUUACCGUUCUGUGCAAGAUUGAUGGAUGCAGGUGAUCGAAAGACGUAUUGUUUCAUGGUGAUGACUCUACUUGGGAAGGAUUUGAUGGCUCAUAAAAGAGAAGCAAAUAUCCCAAAACUAUGUGAUCAAACAACUCUUCGUCUUGCAAUGGCUACUCUUUUUGCAAUCAAACAGAUUCACGAAGUUGGAUACACACAUCGGGAUAUUAAACCUGGAAAUUGUGUAACUGGAAUUCAUGGAAGUGAUGCUAAAAAUGUUUAUCUCAUUGACUACGGAAUGGUUCGUUCGUUUACUGCUAAGCGUGAUAAUGGCCAACUUGCUCUCAGAAAAGCCCGUUCUGGUGAACAACUGUUCCGUGGAACUCCCCGUUACUGUAGUAUGAACGUUCAUAAUCGAAAAGAACAGGGACGUGUCGAUGAUCUUUGGUCGUGGCUUUACAUGUUAAUCGAGUUACACUGCGGAUUGCCAUGGCGUCGUUUGACUGAUGAAAAAGAAAUUAUGCAGGCGAAAAGUACAUGUCCAAUGGAGGUGUUGCUGAAAGGAUGUCCCCAAGAGUUCACAAAUAUUCACAAGUAUUUGGAAUCGUUGGAAUACAAAACUCGGCCCGAUUAUUUUGGAUUGUGGAGUGAAUGCUUUUCUGGAUUCAAACGAGUCCGUGGAUCAUUUUUUGGACGUUUCGAAUGGGAAUUGGGCAAAGCUGGCGGAGAAGAAAUGCUUACGGCGCUGUCGAUUAGCGAGAAAAGAGGUCCGAAUGAUUAUAAAUGUGCUACCAAUAUGCAAAUGGCGAAAAAGAUUUGGCCAUAUGCAGACUCUGCUCACUUCAAGAAGAAAAUUUUGAACUUGUGA